AUGCAUCUGUCUAGAAUUCCUCAACUUCUGGCUCUUUUCCUGUCUUUAGCCUCCUCGACUCAAGCUGAGAGAGGGCAUGAUCUGGCCCAGGAGGCGGGUCAUCAUGUCAUAUUCUCUUAUCCGGGCAUCAGUCCUCCAGCUCACCUGUUUGACUUGAUAAAACAGGGAAAGGUGGGCGGCAUCAUUCUAUUCGGAGAGAACGUUGCUAGUAAUGUCAGCACAAUUAUCAACCAGCUGCAGGAUGCUUACAAGCAAAGUCAAGCAUACGUGGGUAGCCCACUGCUCAUCAUGACCGAUCAAGAAGGAGGCAUUGUGCGUCGAUUACCCGGUGGUCCCGUCUCCAGUGCCAAACAAGUUGGCGAGUCCGGCGAUCCAGGCGCGGCAGCCAUACAAGCUGGCAAAGACGCCGCUCACACACUUGCAGAGUUUCAAGUGAACACCAAUCUGGCACCUGUGCUAGGUAUCUAUCGCGAAGCAGGCGACUUUCUAGAUCAAUACGGUCGAUCCUACGGCAAUAACUCUGAGCUGGUAGCCACAUGCGGCUCGGCCUUCAUCACUGCUCAGCAAGUGGCGGGAGUCAUUGCUACUGCCAAACACUUUCCCGGUCUCGGAGCAGCCGGCAACUUGAACACGGAUGAAGGACCUGUCACGAUUGAUCUCCCCUUGAGAGAGCUUCGGGCCGUUGACGAAGCUCCUUAUACAAAUGCCAUCGCAGCGGGCGUCGACAUGGUGAUGACUUCGUGGGCAGUGUAUCCAGCGCUAGACGCCACAUAUCCCUCUGGGCUCAGCAAUGCAUGGGUUGAGGGAGAACUUCGAGGACGACUCGGCUUUCGCGGUGUCACUAUCACCGAUGCGCUCGAAGCGGGAGCUUUAGAAUCUUUUGGCGAUGCCGGUAAUCGCGGUCUCUUGGCGAGCCAAGCGGGUAUGGACGUCAUUCUUGCGUCUGCUCGCGACGUGGCACAAGGGGAAGCUGUUGUCAACGCACUGGUUUCUGCCUUGGACAAUGGCUCCUUGCCGAGAGGCAAAUUCACAAAGGCCACAGAUCGAAUUCUAGCCCUUCGCCGGAAGAUCACUGUCUAG
This is a messenger RNA of Penicillium diatomitis, 1080 nucleotides long. RefSeq names its product putative glycosyl hydrolase. The record is from RefSeq and is a predicted model, not a curated record. The transcript has a single exon. Gene Ontology annotation, biological process: carbohydrate metabolic process; peptidoglycan turnover. Gene Ontology annotation, molecular function: hydrolase activity, hydrolyzing O-glycosyl compounds. Lineage: Eukaryota; Fungi; Ascomycota; Eurotiomycetes; Eurotiales; Aspergillaceae. Bases 1 to 1080 code for a protein of 359 amino acids.